AUGGAUAAAGCCAGUAAAUUAAAUAGUUUAGUUAAAAAUGUUCAAUUAUUCGUUAAAAAAUGCAGAGAAAAAAAUAAAAAAUUGCUAACUUUGAGCAGCUUAGAUGACACUGAUGAGAUGUAUAUUCCGGGAAACAUUAUAAAUGGUAAAACAAAUGUGGAUAGAAGUUUUAAGGAAAGUUCAACUGUAAAUAGUUCUAAAUGUUCAGGUGAAUCAAAAUAUAAUAUUUAUAAAAAUUUUGAUAACGUAUAUAGCAAAGAAUUGAGGAGAACAAAUACUGAAGAUGAUAUUCAUAAUAUUUCUGAUUAUUCGGAUAACACUUUUAAAAAAAAGUUUAUUAAAUUAAAAGAAAAAGAUAGUAUUAGUGAAACUUUUGAAGGAUAUAAGAAAUUAUUGGAUACUGAUAAAAACAAUACUAAUAAUAAAUUAGGAGUUUUCAAAGAAAGAAUAAAAAGUGGAAAUAUAGAUGACUUAAAAAGUAAAAUUAUGAAAUAUGAUUUGGAUUUAUUGAAAAUAUAUAAUAAAUUAGAAACUACCACAAAAAAUAGAUCAUUUAGGAAAAAAAAAAAAAAAAAAACAUUAAGAACAUAUAAUUCAGAAAUUUUAAACGUAAAAAAUGAACUUUUUGUAAAAAAUAAUAGUUCUGUAAAAAAAAGAAAUAUAUAUAGAAGAAAAAAAUUUGAAGAUAAACGUGAACUCAAAAUUAAUUUUUCCAAAGAAACUCCAAAAUUAAGUUCUAAAAGUUCAUUUUUAAUGUUUGGUAACAAAAUUUCAAAAUUUCAGUGUGUAGGUUCAUCUAAGAAAACAUUCGAUGAAUUCCUUUUUUUCCAAGAAGGUUUAUCAAAUAGAUUAAAUAAAAAAAAUAAUACUUCAUCAUAUGAUAUUGGGUGUAUGUAUAUGAAUAGUGAUAUAAGUAUAAAUGAAUCUAAAGAUUUGAAUCAGAAAAAAUCAAAUGACUUGUUAAAUAGUUCCAAGAGUCUUAGACAAUUCAAAUUUUUAAAUAAUAGUAAAAGGAAUAUUGAUUACUAUAAAAAAAUGAUUGAAAAUUUAGAGGAAACUAUUGGAAAAACUAAAAAGAAGAAUAAUAGCUAUAUAGAUGAUGUUGUUAAAAUAAUAAAUUGUUUGCUUCAUGAUUACGUUCCUAAAUUAAUUGAUAGAUAUGAAUACUAUAUGAAUACUUUAGAUGAUAAAAAUAAAAUAUUGAAGCAAAAAAUUAGAGAGUCAUUAGAUUAUGGUGAUAUUCAAUAUGAAGAAAUUCGAGAGCUAAAGGCUCAAUUAAUCCAAAAAAAUAAUAAAAAUAAAAAAUUAAAUGAUACAAUUGAGAUGCUAAAAGAUAAAUUAUCAUAUAUAAAUGAAUUAGAAUUAAAAAAUGCAGAAUAUUUAGAUGAAAUUGUAUUAUUAAGAAAUAGAAUAGCAUUUUUAGAAAGGAUAAUAGAAGAAAAUGACCAAACGAAGGAAUCUCAGGAGCUUCGAAGAAUGCGUCAUAAUUUAAGAACCAUAUACAAUAAAAUGAAAAAUGAAAUGAGAUAUAUUUCUACAUUAAAAUUAAAAUAUUUGAAAAAAUAUAAAAGGAGAAAAUUUUCAAUUAAUAAAUGGAAUUAUUUAAAAGGAAAAAUACAUGAAAAAGAAUUAACUAUAGAUGAUAGAAUAGAACAAUUUUCAGUAGAUGUAAAAAGAAAACAAAGUGAAAAUCAUAUUAAUAUAGAAAAAGAUAUGAAUGAAAAUAUAAUUAAUGAGAAUAAAAAAGAUACUUAUAAGGAUAAAAACGAAGAAACAUUGGAAUAUUUAAAAAUUUUAAAGGAAUAUGUAGACAAAAGUGUUGGUACUGAUGAUAAAUAUAUACAUGAAAAGUUUGAGAAAAAUGAUAAAGCACACAUGUUAAAUAAUGUAAGAGAUGAAUUAAAAUUUGAACGUAAAAUUAUGACAGCAAAUAAAGGAAUUAAUACUGUUUUAAGCAGUAAUAUAUUUAUUGGGUUAUUAAAAAAGACAAAAAAAGGUAAUAAUAAAAUGGAUAAUUGUAGUUCUAUACCCAUGGAAAGUUAUCCUUAUUACCAUUACUUCUACAGUAAUAUAAAUGAAAAUAAUUACUUUGGCUAUAAUAAUGAGGAAAAAAAGAAAAUUCAUAAAGAAAAAUUAAAUAAAGAAAAUAAUAUAAAUGAGAAAUAUAGUUUUCAUUUUGUUAAUGACAAAAAUAGUAAAGCUGAAAAAGAACUUUUUCUUCUUGGAAAUGUAUCAAAAAAUCCUUUAUUAAAUUAUAAUGAAAAAUAUAAAAAAUUUAAUUACAAUCCAAUGACUUUAGAUGAAUAUAGUACACCAUUAUAUAAUAAUUUAAAAAAAUAUAUUUAUAAUUAUGAUAAAGUAAAAUUUAAUGAAGAUGAUAUGUUAAAAAAUAUGAACUUUUUAGAAAAAAACAAAUUACUUAAUCUUUUAUAUGAAAAUACAAGUAAAAGCAAUGAUUGGAACUCUAUAAAUAAAAAAGACAAAAAUUGCAUUAUUUCUUCUAUUUGUUGUGAUAAAUUACGUAGGUUAUUGAUGGGUAAAAUGAACUGCUAUUUAUGCAAAACUAAAAAUAUACAUGAUAGCUCAGAUAAUAUAUUAUAUAAAAAAUAUAAAUUGAAAAAAUCCUCUAUUCUAAAUAAUAGUUCUUCGAUUGGUAAAAAAUUAAAAUUUGAUGAAAUUAAUGGGAAUAUUUUACAUUCCUAUAAAGACAACUUUAAAUUUAAAAAUAGGUAUAAUAAUAACAUUGAUAUCAUCAGGAAUGAGCAUAAAAAUACUAAUAACAUUAAGAAUAUAAGCAACCAAAAUAAAAUAAGUAAUAACAAUUGCAAUAACGAACAAAAAUAUGAAGAUUAUAAAAUUAAUAACUAUUAUGAUAAUAAAAAACUUAAUGAAUAUGACAUUGAUAUUAAUAAAGAUAAAAAUAAUGAUAAUCAAAAUAUGUGCAAAGAUACUAAAAAUAUUUCUAAGGUUAGUAUAAAGGAUGUAGAUAAAUUUGAAAAUAAGAAUAAUGACAAUAUUAAAAAUUUUAAUGUGUAUGAAAAUCAGUAUGUUAAUAAUGAUAAAAAAAUCUUAGAGUUUUAUAAGAAUCAAUUCAAUAAAGAUAAAAAUAAUAAUUUAAUUAGUAAAUUAUAUGAUCAUGAAAAUGAGAUAGUUCCAGCUAUAAUUAGUUCUAACAAAAAUAAAAAUUCAAAAGUGAUAAGUAAUAAUAAAAAGAAAAAACAGUUAAACAAUAGAGAGAUAUUAAUUAUAUCUGAAAUGAAAAAAAAUGAUGAUACUAUUUCGCAAAUUAAUGAUUAUAAAUAUAAUAGGAAAAUAAAUUCUUAUGUAUGCGUUGAUAAUAAUUAUAAUAUACAAAAAAAAAUGAUUAUUCAUAAAAAAGUAUCAAAUUACAAUAAUAUACAUAAAAAUAACUUAAAAAAAAGUAAUGGUAAAUAUUCAAUAAAAAAGAAGGAAAAUCUAAAAUAUGACUUAUCUAAUUGUAAGAAUAAUGAUAUUAUUAUUAGUCAAUCUAUGGAAAAAGCGUAUUGCUUAAAAGAUUCAAUUUUUCAUAAAAAAGAUGUAAUACAUAAUCCAUAUAAAGAAUAUAAGAAAAAUGAGAGUUUUUAUUCGGAAGAAAAAAAUUUUAGGUAUUAUAACGUUUUUAAUCAAUAUUUAGACAUAAAUAAAAAAAACUAUGGAACAAUUAAUAAUUACUUACAUAAUAAUUUUUUAUAUAUAAUGGAGAUGUAG
Messenger RNA from Plasmodium gallinaceum, 3729 nucleotides. RefSeq names its product conserved Plasmodium protein, unknown function. The coding region runs from base 1 to 3729 and encodes 1242 amino acids. Lineage: Eukaryota; Apicomplexa; Aconoidasida; Haemosporida; Plasmodiidae. The record is from RefSeq and is a predicted model, not a curated record. The transcript has a single exon.